Pygoscelis adeliae (Adelie penguin) is the source of this 327-nucleotide messenger RNA. RefSeq names its product histone H2A-beta, sperm-like. The transcript has a single exon. The record is from RefSeq and is a predicted model, not a curated record. NCBI's taxonomy places the organism in Eukaryota, Metazoa, Chordata, Aves, Sphenisciformes, Spheniscidae. Gene Ontology annotation, cellular component: nucleosome. Gene Ontology annotation, molecular function: DNA binding; protein heterodimerization activity; structural constituent of chromatin. Bases 1 to 327 code for a protein of 108 amino acids.
AUGUCUGUACGUGGAAAGAAACACACAGUGGCUGGCAAGACUGGAGCUGCACCGAAGAAAACCAAAUCAGCUCAGGCGGGUCUGCAGUUCCCCGUGGGUCGUGUCUACAGGCUCCUUAAAAGAGGGAACUAUGCUGACAGGAUCGGUCCUGGUGCUGCCAUCUACCUGGCUGCGGUGCUGGAGUACCUGAGCGCGGAGAUCCUGGAGCUGGCAGGGAACGCUGCACAUGAGAACAAGAAAGCCAGGAUCCUGCCCAGGCACAUCCAGCUGGCCGUGAGAAACGAUGAUGAGCUGAACAAGCUCCUCUCCUGCGUGACCAUCGCUUGA